UUUGCAUCAAUAAAAAGUUUGUGAAAUAAAAACAAACGCCAUUACGCACAGCAAAAUAUUUUCCGUUAAAAUUAUUGUUUCAGUAAUCGAUAUGUGUAAACAAUUGUAUCAAUAGUUACUUUGAGUUGUUUUGCUGCUAUUUAAUACGUUUGCAAGUGAAUACUCUACUGAAAAUGUUUGUUCUGUGCUACGGGAAAAAGAGGCGCAGACAUUGGAAGUGUAGAAGAUUGCGGAUGCUGGAAAGAAAAGUUGAGGGAGGGUUAAUGAGAGUAUUAAAUUUACUGUACGGGCAGUCAAUACAGGGGAAAAUGAUCCAGCAGAUUGAACGCGAAGAUAGAAAUUUUUAGUAAGAUUACUAUGGGAAUCAAUCGUGCAAUGUUGAAUGAAAACAAUGUCGAAUUGUUGGUAUUGAUUUAGAAACCACCUUGACUUGUGGGUUAAAUGUCACAAUCAAAACUUUAGAAACCGUUUAGACAAGAUUUUUUGGACAGGAACUCUUCAGCGAAACUUGUUAAACCAAUUUGUGAUUAUACUUGUAACUUAAAAUGUAUGAAAUAAAUUACCGUCAAUCUAUAAUGUUUCUCGUUUGUUUGCUUGUUCGAAUGUGUCUGGUAUGAAAGCAAACUUAUAGUGUUCCUUUUGCAUUUCGCAGGUAAUCUGCAUACCGUAAAAGUGCGCAACUUUGCAACCAUGUUGAGCGAGCAGCAACAAAAUCCCACCCUGGUGGACGCCAAUCAUCACGAAAUGUACCUGCAGCAGCUGCAUCAAACGAUGGUGGAUAAUUUCACCGGUUUUCCCAGCCCGGCCACAGUGCACAUCGACGAGAAUCCCACGGUAAUGGGGUUUGACUUUCCGCUGGCCACGGAAGACGACAUCGAACGGUUGGAGCUGGCAGUCAAGCAAAGUUCCAUAAUGCGUUCACAAUAUGUGCAGUAUCUAAACCUCACCAAGUCGAUUCAUCUAACUGUAGUCCAAUCGUUCAGUAUGUUCUUCAGCGAUUUUGCGAUGACAAACUACAGCUACUACGGUGUCGAGCGUGCCGAGUACCCCAAGACGCCUAAGAAAGCCAUGAAGAAGUAUGACGUGUUUUCCAUUUGCAUGUUGGAUGCGUGGCGAUCGCAUGGUAUUAACGCAGUUGUGCUGAUGGAGCAACUGAAAAAAGCAAUCUACCACAUCAGCCGGCGACGGUACACUCGGAAUCAAGUAUUGAAAAAGAAAAUGAAACAGUUGCAGGGCAACUGAUAGUGGUGUCUAUUUUAGAAUUUACAAUAAAACAAUAUUUUUAUAUCUGCUCUGUUAAUAA
Malaya genurostris is the source of this 1303-nucleotide messenger RNA. RefSeq lists its product as uncharacterized. Bases 691 to 1242 code for a protein of 183 amino acids. The transcript is spliced from 5 exons. The record is from RefSeq and is a predicted model, not a curated record. NCBI's taxonomy places the organism in Eukaryota, Metazoa, Arthropoda, Insecta, Diptera, Culicidae.